Molecule: messenger RNA, 864 nt
Organism: Durusdinium trenchii
Lineage: Eukaryota; Dinophyceae; Suessiales; Symbiodiniaceae
Source: the annotation of a GenBank genome assembly
AUGCAGGCGAUGGGGAACACUGAGCAGCCCGCGGAGAGCUACGAGUCGGAGUCCCUGGAGUCGGCCGAGGAGGAGCGCCCACACGAAGAGGAUGUCCCGGUGCCUGUGCUGAAGCCACGGGAACCCGAGAAGCCAGAGAAGGAAAUGAAACGCAAGAAGCACGAACGCUCCCGAGAGCGACGCGCACGGGAAGACAAGGGAAAACGAAGCAAGGAAGAGGAUCAGCCAGAGCGCUGGUCCCGUCGUCGAGAUGAGAAGGCCAAGACUUGUCUGCGAGACGAGGAGCAGCGUGAGGACAAGCGAAACCGCGGUGCGACCGCGGCAGAGUUUGUCCGUCCACGCGCGGCAUCAGCUCCACCUGCGUACGCCAGCGGCAGCAAGACCAAGUGUGGGAUCUGCGGGCAGACCACCACCGCUCACAGCAGUGGGCAAGAGCAACAUCGGCGCGCGAACCUGCUCUGCCUCUCAUGGCAGCACUGGGGUCGCCUGGCCAAGGACAGCCAAAAGCAUCCGUCCGCCUGGCAGAACUGUCAGGAACGCGCGGCCAAGGACCAAAGGAAAUACAUGGGAUGGGGAACACGCCCUGAGAAAGAGGAAGAAGUGGAUGUGUUGGUGGAUUCUGAUGAAGAAGAAGACCCGCCUGCGAGGCAGGGAGCCGCCUCGCGCCGCGCCACCAACAAGGCCACAUCCGUCCGGUCCAAGCUGGCCAAGAAGGAGAAGAAGAAGCGAGCUGCGCGUAAGUCUUCUUCCUCUCCGCCAGAGGUCAAACGCCCCAAGCACAAGAAGCCCAGGUCCACGUCCAGCAGUGACGGACCACGCCCGCGGCGUCGUGGAGGCCAGAAGAUCUAUGUCCAGGUUGGAUGA